CGCAGCUGCAGAUCCAUUCCAGGGCAGGCAACUCGUGGCCAAUCCAAUAGUCAGAGAUACCAAGUCAGAACCAACUUUAUCACUUUAUUGAAUGAUUGACCGAGGUAGGGGAAAAGCGUCGUCUCCACUGCCAAUCGCCCCGCGGUCUUCACUCUUUGGAUGCGGGGAUCCGGCGUAAUAAAGCCCAGGGGUCUUGCCAGCUCUUUCGAAAACAACAAAAAAAAAAACACAAAAACAACUGGCAAAUGUCCAUGUCGGCCUACACAAGAAGGGCGUCCAAGGCCUGUGCCUGGUGCCACGCCCGCAAGGUGCGCUGCGACGCCACCACCCUGGGCCGUCCCUGUACGCGCUGUCGCCAGGAUGACCGCAACUGCGUGAUGCGGAAGAAACUCAGCACAAACCCGAAUCGCCAACGCACCCCGCCAGAGCCAGAGUUGGCCUCUAUGCCCGUCGCUGUUCGCCUCGAGCGUGCCCCGGCACCCACGUCAAGCCACGAUAACCACGUUCAUUUCUCCUCAUAUCCAUUCCUCGACUUAAACGGCUUUUCGUCGAUGACCCCGGAGGAUGUCGCGUUUUUGAACUCCAAGGGCUGUCUGCAAGUCCCUGCUCCUGUCUAUCUGGAGGAGUUUGUACGACAAUACUUCCUGCACAUCCAGCCCUGCACCCCCAUAAUCGAUGAGUCGGUCUUCUGGGAUUUCUAUCGCAGCGAUCCUUCUGACCCGUCGACGCCUAUACUCUCGCUUCUCCUUUUCCAGGCAAUGCUGUUUGCAAGCUCUCCCUACAUUUCGGUUGAGACGGCGCGGCUCUGUGGAUUCGACGACAAAAGGAAUGCUUGGAAUGCGCUCUAUCAACGGGGAAAGUUUCUGUAUCAUUUCCAGAGCGGCGAACCAGAGCUCGUCCGGGCGCAGGCUGCCCUGCUGUUGACCUUCCAUACCUCUGCCAGCCAGCCCCGGGCUGCCAGUCUCUGGCUCACCCACGCAGUUCACGCGGCCUCCGAAGCGAGCCUUGAUAAGGAAUUGUAUGAAGAUGACCACGAGGCAGUAGAGGCAAUCCGCAGUCGACUAUGGUGGUCAAUCCUCAUCCGAGACAGAAGUAUUUCCCUGGGGCUUCGCCGCCAGCCUCAACUCUCGUCCCUGGAAUUAAAGAUGCUCAAAGAUCUGCCUAGCGAGGAAAUGUUUGAAGAUGAGAUUACUGGUUCUCGCGUAUACGACCCAGGCACCAAACGAAUGCUCUUCAUCGUCUUCCAAAGCCAGUGCCAGCUAGCACUUCUGCUCACAGAGAUGGUCUCCGUCGUCUUCGGCACCCAGGGCCUGUCGUUGCCCUUGUUAUCCCCCGAGGGGCUUGAGCAUACACUGGGUGUUCUGAGUAGGAUCAGGAUGUCGUUGGAACUGUGGAAGCAGGAGUCGCCGUUGCCCCAUACUCGGCACUCUCCUGCCCACAGCGCUGUCAUCAAGUUCACGCAGUUGACAAUGGUGUACUACCAAACAGCUCGGAUGGAACUCGCCCAUUAUGGAGCCUUGUUAAUCGAGCGACACCGGGACUACGUCGGCGGGGAUUAUACGAAGCACCUUUUCUACACGGGAAAUAUGCUUCACGAUGCGACAACUCGCCUGGUCACGCUUCUGGAAUAUUUCAGUAAUAAGAGCAAGGUUCAAAUCCUGCCUCUCACGAUAGUCGGAUUCAUGUCGAUGCCACUCAUUCUCAGCGCAAUCAACUUCAACCUGUCGUCGACAGAUAAAGAGCAGAGGUCUCGCCGUCUGCCUCUGGAGUGCCUUUGGCAGUUGAUGUCGCAGUCACGCCGAGUCUACGACGUGACUGAUUUCAUCAGCAGCCAAACCGACGACAUUCUGCAUCUGGCAUACCUGACAUCCCAACAAGUAUUUCGCGACACCGGCCCUGUGACGCCUGCAAGUGCGAGUGAUAUCCGAACCCAAACCCAAACCCAAACCCCAGGCAGCUGCGCAAGAAAUGAUAUGCAAGUCGGAAAGGGCCGAGUCAAGAACUGGCACGACGCCUUCCUACGACAUACGCGAGCAUACCUCUUGCUAGCCACCACCGUCGAUUAUUCCAUGUCUGUUGGUCGACUACCAUCGAACAAUGCUUUGCCUGAGCUGGUGUGUGUUAUCCCGUCAGUGGGAAAGGUUCAAAUGCCAUGGAUAUCACAACCGCGUGCCGCUCGAAUCGAGGCGAGAUCGAGACAGGUUGCUGUUUCAAGAGAGGAAGAAAGCGAGGAAUUGGCAAGUCCUGACACUGUAGCAACCUCAAGUGCUAUCAUAUCAAGUACUGAAACUGGAACUACUCCAGCCCUACAAACGGAUCGCGGGUCUGUUACGCAGUUGGACCCUGUCGAGAAUGGCGGCGGCAGUUCAAGUUAUGACUUCGACCACAGCUCACUCUUGCAUGUCAACCUGGACUAUCUGGAUCUGGAUGUUCUUGUGAAUGAGUCCCCCAUUGUAGAACAGGACAAUAUGGUGGAAUGGAACCAGUCCCCGCAACUGAGCUCUACCGUCGCGAUGGAACAUCCUCUGGCAACAUCAGAUCUUUGGCCUAUGACGGGCAUGAAUGCUUCUUCCGACACUAAUCUGCACGGUCUAUUGGAGGACGGCCUCGUAACUCCGGAAUUUAUGUGCUCGUGAUGGGAUGGCUGUAAAUGGGGUCGCUGUACAUUAUGCAUUAAGUGGAGUUUGCACUAUAACCUUUGUCUAUAACCUUUGUCUAGAAGAAGAUCAAGAAUCGUCGACGCCCGAUAUAUGCCCGAUUCAUCAUCUCAGGCUAGAGGACGAUCAUUUAGCCGUGAAAUACCGAGCGGUUGGUGCAGGAUCGGGGGGAAAUGCCGCCCAAGCCAGCAGGCCCGGAAGAGCCAGAGAGCGG
Aspergillus versicolor CBS 583.65 is the source of this 2871-nucleotide messenger RNA. RefSeq names its product Zn(II)2Cys6 transcription factor. NCBI's taxonomy places the organism in Eukaryota, Fungi, Ascomycota, Eurotiomycetes, Eurotiales, Aspergillaceae. The record is from RefSeq and is a predicted model, not a curated record. The transcript is spliced from 5 exons. Gene Ontology annotation, molecular function: DNA-binding transcription factor activity, RNA polymerase II-specific; DNA binding; zinc ion binding. Gene Ontology annotation, biological process: DNA-templated transcription; regulation of DNA-templated transcription. The coding region runs from base 246 to 2636 and encodes 796 amino acids.